AAUGCUGAUGAUGCUGCGAAGAAUAAUGAUAUUAAAGUUCAGCUAUUGGCGCUAGAAACACGACAAACUAAGUAUUUCUCUAAUGUGGUAAAGAUGAGAUGCAAAUCCACACAAUGUAUGUUAUCUAGCUAGCUAAACCAGCAUCUUAAAGGGAAUCAAUCUGUUUUGUUCAGCUGCCGCAAUAGUUUCGCGCCACAUAGAAUACAGGUAACAUUAACACGUUAGCUAACGUUAGCCUACAAACCCAAGUAACCUGGCUAGGUAUGCCAGGGUUGAUGCUAAAAUAACUUAUUUAAAAGGUUUAGUAGAUAGGAGAAAAUGGAUAAAAUCACACUAGAAGAUAUCAGUCCACAAACUGAGAGAGAGCUAACUUCACCACUCUCCCCCAAACGACCAAGGACAGAUUGUACAGUGACAAACAACCACAGUGGGAAAAGCAGGUUUGACUUUCCAGAGCUUUUGACAUUUCGGAAAACCAUUGGCUCCCCAUCACCAACAAGUACGUUGCAGAAGAAUGCGGGCCUAGUAUCUACAGCAGAAUGUGGGGAUAUUGAAAAUGAAAAACCUCAUGAGCAACCGCAAGACACUAAAUUAAUUGCCCCCCCAGUUACUAAGUUGACUACUUCACACACUGACGAUGCACACACAGGAUCAUCUAAAGUCUGUUUUAUUGCUGCUCAGAGACGCUUUCUAUUUCUGGUGAAAGAUGAGCAGCCUCCAAUUACUGAAACUGACAAGCUCAGCUCAUACCCAGUAGAUGAUGCAGGUGGGGCAUUAGCAGAGUCUCACACUUCAAAAGAUGCCAGCACUGACACGUCCAGUCAUCCUGAUUGUAAAUGGCUGGGGAAAUCACUUGAAGAUGAGCCCCCUGGUGGUUGCAAUCUUCCCGCUGGAAAUGACGAAGAUGGGAGACAGGUGCAAAAUAGUGUCAGUCAAAUCCAAGCAUUCACCCUUAGUUCAAGUGAUGAAGAGGUCAGAUGUCGUUGUGAUUGCACUUGUGAAGAAACGCUACAUGACACCAGUUUCUGUAAUACAUGGAGCCAAUCUGCUGAAGUUGAAGAGAGUAAUCAGAAGAGGGACGAGUAUGGAUUUAGUGAGAAUAUCCUUUUCAGCAACGAAAAGGAAGAGGGUAACUGUCCCAUAUCUUCCAGUGAUUAUGCAGACUCGAAAACAUUCUACUCAAACCACGAAGAGGAGCCCUCUGGGAACUUGGCAGAAGGUGUAAAAAAUGAGGAAAAAAUAUUAGAAUUGCAGCUUUGUGAAAAUGAAAAUGUUGCCGUCUGUGAUGGGGAAACAAAAGGCCAAGUUAAUGAGAAUGGCAUGAGCAAAAACUCCAUCCCUUCUGCUGCUGAAUGUGCUGAGGGAUCAAUUGUUGCUUAUGAUAUGGUAUUAGUCAGAAAUAUUGCAAUUGAGAAUGUGAGUCUUGAAGCUGAAGACUUCUGUGGGGCAAAAGGAGAGCAUCCUGCUGGCAAGAUGAUAGCCAAAGCUCGGAGUGAAACGGCUGAUCACACAACAGAGACUCCAAUGCCUGCAAGAAUCAGUCAAGAGCCUGCUGAAGGAGAUAAUGAUGCAGGCCCUUUCAGUGUAAUUGACCCUGCAAUCUGGAGUGAAACUGACAGGGAGGCUGAAGUGAAACUCUGUAACUCAGAGAACAUUGCAGGUGUAGAAUUAUCUCCACCAGUAAAAGUCUGCAAGAUGGAAAUGCGUCUUCCGCUCUGUUCUGACAGGCCAUCACAGGAGGUUUCAGCUCCCGACCAGACCGGGCGGUUUAAUCACCAAAGCGGAACACAGCAGUGCAAAGAUGAAAAAGAGUACUUACCUGUAUGUGAGUCAUACACAGAACCACAGGCUUGUUCCAUCACCACCAGUGAAACACACAACAAGAUUGGCAAUGAAGGCAGCUGUCAUUGGAAAGCCAGUCCCAGCAGCAGUCCAUGCAGUCCCGCAAAGUCUCCUCCUGCUGGGGAUGGAAGACAAGAAAGCCAUGAUACUAUGGGACAUCAGUUGAAUGAGCAGGAUCAGUCUGGCUGUUUUCCUGUCAGUCUUGACCACCUGAAGACACAGAAGGUUGAAUAUUUAGAAAUUGAAUUAGCCAGAAUGGACGAGGCAACUGAGAUGACAAGUUCUGAAGAAGAAAUAAGAACUGAUGUACAUGGGAAAUCAGAAACCCCAAUGGGCUUAGAGGGAAAACUUCUGCAACAAAAUAAAAAACACAAAGAAGACACAACUGAAAUGUCAACUGGUGAUUGCAUCAAUGACUGGACAGAUGGCAAAAUAAGUAAAUAUGACAACGGAUUAGCACAUAUUGAUGAGGAAUUGGGAAAUAACCUUGAAUUCUGGUCUGAUCACCAAUACAAUGCUGUAAUUCCAACAAUGGAAGGGACAACAGUUGAAAAGGAAAGAAAAGAAGAGGCAAGUGUUGGAGAAGAAACUGAUGUGCAUGGUAACUCAGAAUCAGAAGAUGGCCAUCAGCAACAAAGUCAACAGAAAGGAGACAUGACUAAGGCGUCACCUGAUGAAUGGACAGAGGGCAACUUGAGUAAAAGUGGCAACAAAUUAACUCUAGUUAGUCAACAUGAACAAGGAAACAAGAUCAGUUGUUUCUCAGAUAACCAACACAGAGCUGAGACAUUCAUGGUUGAAAAUAAAGAUGACCUUUUGGCUUUCACUUUUCCUCCAACUAGUGAUGCAGUUGUGCCAGGUCCACAUGAAUUCAUCCAUUCACAAAAUGCUGACAACCCUACAGCCCUAAACUGUAGUGACAGAUUUUCCCCAGUGCCAUCUGCCUUCACUUUCUACGACUGUGUGCUGGGGACUUUUGACACUUUCGAAAGGAUGCAGCUCCCACUAGAUGAUGAUGACGAUUAUGCUGGCCUGAGCAACAGCCCUCUUCUUACCAGCCUGCCUGGGCAGCUGUUGAAAACACCCCAGCAACAACUUUACCACUCCAUGCCAGAGGCAGAGAGCAAUGAGCAUGAGGAGGUACCAGAAGAGAAGGAGGAGGAGGAGGAGGAGGAAGAGGAAAGAUUUGAGUGUCACACUGAGAACAUGGCAAAUGGAUUUUUAAGCAGUGAUUACAGUUGUAAUGAACUCCCAAACUUUAUCUCAGCAGCAGACGUUAUUGCUCUUGGAUGGCCAGAGCAACAGCCUAACGGUGAAUCAGCCUGUCCUUCCUCUGAUUGCUUCCAGGAUGACUUAAACCCACAGUCAAUGUCCCCCACUGUUUCCUCUAAGAGCGACCAGCGUCCAGCCUCUGAUGUGAACGACAGCCCAAAGUUUGAGAUGAAAAAACAAUUCGACAUGGUCUUGAAAGAGCUGAACUUGUAUUUUGAUAUCAGUAUAAGUGACUUUGCAAGUGACAGUAGAGCAUCGUCACCUGAGCAGUGUACAACUGAAGCCUUGGAGAGCGACACUUCAGCCUGCAAAGAACAUCAGAGCAACCUAGAUCUAGGACGCCAUAGAGACACAUCAUCAGAUGAUGCUGAUGAAGACCGCAGCCUGGAUAUGUGUGGAGGUGAUCCAGUGGUUUCUUGUACCUCUUUCGGUGGUGACGGCGAGCAGGAGGUGCCCUAUGGCAGCCACCUGUGCCAGGAAGCAUCCAUGAACACUGCAGAGAAACACAGAGAGCCCCGGGAAAUGGAGCAGAAAAGGAAAAUGUGGUCUCCGUCCUUCAUGUGUCAACCAUUCUUGGAACAAUUGAGCCAGCGACCGCCAGAGCAGCCCAGGAGACUGGAGCCUCUGAGAACAUGCACACGGCCAUUCCGGGUUGGACUUUCAAAGAGAGCCAAGACCAAACACCUACACCGUCCUCACCCCUACAAAUGAACAUCAGAAAAGCAAUGAAGGUGAUGUGCGUGCGUGUUAAUGCGUGUGUAAUUAAACUCUUAAAAGCCUUCUUUGUUGCCAUGUUCAACAACUGAAAUGUUAUUUUUCUGAUUUACAGUGUAUAACUCAUGGUUUUCUUGAGCUUCUUCUCUUUCUUGUGUGUGGUUGUGGUUCCUGCACAUUUUAACUGCCCCUUUAACCAGGGAAGGCUGAAUCCACAAAUGUGUUACAUUAAACACAUUUACAUGCAUCCGCUCACUGGAGGUUCCCAUACAAUCACAGUAUGCUGCUGUUUGCCCACUGAGCGGCUCAGCUGCAGCAAGUGCCUUGCCUAAGGGCACCCUGACAGCAUUUGUUGAUAAAAGAAAACCUGCUUCCUGUCCACAUUUGCACUGCUGGAAAAUAUUCUGGUUUUUAAAAAUAUUUUCCCCAAUAUUUAUUUAUUAAUCUAUUUAUUUAUUUAUUCAUUUAUUUGCUUCUUUCCAAAAAAAUGUAUACGUUCUUGUUGGCCUCGGUUGGUUUGUUACAUAUAAUUGGUCCUUAUGUGUUUCACUGUAGGUGUAUUGAUGCAGUAUGCUAUUCAUUCCUGUUAUGUGUGGGCGUAUUCAGUCAGGGUAAAUGAGCUGAGUAUGUUCAGUGUUAUGUUACAGUGUUCUGUUUUUACCAUUAAAUGGGUUCACAUGUACUGCAUGCAACAUAUCCUUGAGCAGUUCUGUGGGAGGUUAGCUGGAGUUGAAUUUCUAAAUGGCCGGUUCGCUAUUGAAUUAAAUAAUAAUAAUUGCAUGUAAAAUAUGUGACAAACAAGAAGCAUUUACUCACUUUUCUGAUGUUCCAUCACUCAGGAAAAGCAGUGAUACUCAACAUAUGUAUUUGUCUAAUUUGUUUAUCAGCUGUGCGCUGAUUUUUCUUCUUCAGCAUAACGUAUUGUUUAUUCUAUUAAAGAUAUAAUACAGUGUAUGAUACAGUGUGUUUGCGUAAAAGCUGCUAGUGUCAUAGAAAUGCAGUUUACCUCAUUAAAUGCUUAACAGGUUUCCAAAUACAACAGGUAGUCAGAUACUGAAUUGAUUUUAACAUCAGCACUUGCCGUAGUGGCUGUAGGCUGUGGAAGUGACACCUCAGCUCAAGUUAUAACGAUAGUAUCGGGGGGGUUGUUUGGGUUUGUGUACCUGCCAUCCACAGCUCCCUAAAUGUGAAGUGACUAGAUUUGCUAUUAUUCUUAAGUCAGGCUGUUUUUUCUAGGACACUUCUGGAGACUCAGUGGGUAGAGGCAACGGAAACAAUGACAACUUGCACCUGCUUAAAGUUAUAACAGCGUUACAGUUUGCCUUAGGCUUCAGUUGCGAGUAGACUGCUUGCUAAACCUGCCCUGUUAACUAUUUUGUGAUCUGAAACUUACUUUGGUUCAUUCCUUUAAGUUCUCUUUGUAAAGGGGAAGAAUAAAAAAGUAGAAAUUACACAACACAUUUUUUUUAAUAAUUAGGAUUUUUCUCUUAAAUAUAGCUCCAAUUGUUCCUUUUGUGUUGAGUCCCGUCAGUGUGUUUUAUCAAAGCAAUUAGACCAAUAUUUUAUUCACUGAUGUUUUUCAGGAUUUUGGAAUAACAUUUUUUUCAUGUCCUGGUCACAUCUCUGAAACCAAAAUGGUAGGAUUUUUUUCAGUAAAUAAGAGUUUUUUGGGGAGCAUGUUGUUUCAAUGAGCAAGGUGCCUCAGCUGGCAAACAGGCAAGUGCAAAUCAAAAAGAAACAACGACACGGUAUGGCUUUCCAAAAAUAAUUGGAUUCAGACGCUACACAUUCAAUCUGCCUUUUUAAUCAGGCACAGUCUGUGAAGGCUGGGAGAGUUGAAUUAGAUUUUUUUCGAUUGAUAAUGACUUUGUCAGUGGUAGUUGUGUCUGAGCUGUAUUUGCCCAGUUUGUUUGCUGAUUUGUUGCAGGGCUUAAUCUUCACAUGGAUAUGGAUAUUCUCUCCCCCUUUAGCUGAAAAAUUAUUCCACUCAGUCGUUGGUAAUGAGUGUUUUUUAUUCCUACAAACU
Messenger RNA from Siniperca chuatsi (mandarin fish), 5854 nucleotides. RefSeq lists its product as uncharacterized. The record is from RefSeq and is a predicted model, not a curated record. The transcript has 5 exons. NCBI's taxonomy places the organism in Eukaryota, Metazoa, Chordata, Actinopteri, Centrarchiformes, Sinipercidae. Bases 319 to 3825 code for a protein of 1168 amino acids.